GUGAGGAUCUGGCCGUGAACCCCACAGAGGAGAAAGGGGAGUUCUUGGAUCAGGAUCCACCAACCUUUGGCUGGGACUCCAUUCUAGAAAAUUUGGAAAUCGUGGCCCGGAUGGAGAAGCAGCUUCCUGCACAAAGAGCCAAUCGACUAAGGAGAAAUAAAAUUGGUCGGCAGUGAGGGUCAUCCCUGGCCUUGACUCAGAGGGGUAACAAGUGACCUCUUGAUCGUAACUUUAAAGAGGAUAAACGAUUAUGACCAAAUGUUUACUUGCAAGACAACUGGCAACAGAUAGUAGAAAUUCAGCCUAAGGAAGCAGGUGCCACAAAGCAUGGAGCGUGAGAAAAUCUGGAAUCUCCCAUCAGAUACAAACAACACUCCGAAAAACUAUCAAAGAACCCAUGAAUGCUCCGAGUGUGGGAAAUCCUUUGCUCUCCACUCCCUCCUUUUGACCCACAGGAAGGUCCAUGUGGGAAGUGGAUCCAGAGAAGGAUUGGAAGGUGAGAAAUCCUUCUCUGGAAAGGAUGCCAAAGUUGGCAGAGUAAAACCCUAUAAAUGUGAGGAAUGUGACUUAUGCUUUGGGCGAAAAUUAGGCCUUCUUACACAUCAAAGAAUCCACACUGGAGAGAAACCUUAUCAGUGUCUGGAAUGUGGGAUUUUUUUCCGUGAAAAAUCCACACUCAGAAACCACGAGAGAAUCCACACGGGGGAGAAACCUUACAAGUGUUGGGAGUGUGGGAAAAGCUUUUCUCAGAAAGCUCAUCUUUGGAUCCAUGAGAAGAUUCAUACAGGAAUAAAGUCUUACAAAUGCUUGGAGUGUGGAAAAUGUUUCACCCGGAGUUCAGGUCUUCGGAGUCAUUGGAAAACACACACAGGGGAGAAAAACGAAAAGUGCCUCGAAUGUGGCAAAUGUUUUACCCUGAAAGGAAACCUAGUGCGACAUCAGAGAUAUCACACUGGAGAGAGACUCUUUGAAUGCCCAGAAUGUGAGAAACAAUUUGUAAAUUCUUCUCAACUUCAGAGACACCAGAAAGGGCACAAAAAGGAGAAACCCUAUGAAUGUAGGGACUGUGGGAAAAGUUUUGUUACACGAAGAGACCUUCAGAUUCAUCAGCGAAUCCACACAGGGGAGAAGCCGUACAAGUGUGAGGAGUGUGGGAAAUGCUUCUCCAGAAAUGACCACCUUGGAAGCCAUAAGAGGGUCCACACAGGAGAGAAGCCAUACAGAUGCGUAGAAUGUGGGAAAUCUUUUGCUCAUAAGGGAGUCCUUUGGACACAUCAUAAAACCCACACAGGGGAGAAGCCAUAUCAGUGCAACGAAUGUGGAAGUUUUUAUCGUACCUCAUCAGCCCUUAAAAGACAUGUGAAAACUCACACAGGGGAAAAACACUACAAAUGUUUGGACUGUGGGAAAGCAUUUGCUGAUUCAUCUUCCCUUAGAAGUCACAGCCGAAUCCAUACAGGAGAGAAGCCCCAUAAAUGCUCAGAGUGCAAUAAAUGUUUUUCAGAGAAACGUACUCUUUUGAAGCAUCAGCAAAUCCAUACUGGAGAAAUACCCUAUAAAUGUGAGGAAUGUGACUUAUGCUUUGGUCACAAGUCAAGCCUUCUUACACAUCAGAAAAUCCAUACUGGAGACAAACUUUAUCAAUGUAUGGAAUGUGGGAAAUCUUUCAGCAGAAAUUGCAUUCUCAGACAGCAUGAGAUGAUUCACACAGGGGAGAAACCUUACAAGUGUUGGGAAUGUGGGAAGAGUUUUUCUCAGAAGGCAAAUCUUUUGGCCCAUGAGAAGAUCCAUGCAGGAAUAAAGUCUUACAAAUGCUUUGAGUGUGGAAAAUGUUUCAACCAGAGUGCAGGUCUUUGGAGUCAUGUGAAAAUACACAUAGGGGAGAAAAAUGAAAAGUGCCUCGAAUGUGGGAAAUGUUUUACCUGGAAAUCAAACCUGGUGCGACAUCAGAGAAUUCACACUGGAGAGAAACCCUUUGAAUGCCCAGAAUGUGGGAAACGAUUUAUGGUUUCUGCUAACCUUAAGAGACACCAGAUGCGUCACAAAGGAGAGAAACCCUAUGAAUGUGGGGAGUGUGGGAAAUGUUUUGUUACACGAACUGAGGUUCAGAGUCAUGAGAGAAUCCACACAGGGGAGAAGCCGUACAAGUGUGGGGAGUGUGGGAAAUGCUUCUCCCAAAAACAAAACCUUGUAAGCCAUCAGAGGCUCCACACAGGAGAGAAGCCAUACAGAUGCAUAGAAUGUGGAAAAUCUUUUGCUCAAAGUGGAGCCCUUUGGAGACAUCAUAAAACCCACACAGGGGAGAAGCCACAUCCAUGCAACGAAUGUGGAAGAUUUUAUCGUACCUCAUCAGCCCUUAGACGUCAUGUGAAAACUCACACGGGGGAAAAAAACUGCAAAUGUUUGGACUGUGGGAAAGCAUUUGCUCAGUUAUUUCACCUUAGAAGACACAGCCGAAUCCAUACAGGAGAGAAGCCCUAUAAAUGCCAAGAGUGCGAUAAAUGUUUUUCUCAGAAACGUACUCUCUUAAAGCAUCAGCGAAUCCACACUGGAGAAAAACCAUAUAAAUGUCUGGAAUGUGGGAAAUGUUUUGCCCAACCUUCAGCACUUCGGAUGCACACCAGACAUCACACAGGAGAGUGGCCUUACAAUUGUGCAGAGUGUGAGAAACCUUUUCACAGCAAAUCAAAGCUAAAAAUACAUUAGAAAGUCCAUAGCAGAUAAAUAUCUUCAGCGGUGAAGAACAUUGGAAACUUUUUUUUAAAGACCCAUCUUAUAAUUCAGCCGGAACUUCACAGAGUGAUAGAAGGGAAUUCCUAUGAAUGUUUGGCCUGGGGGAAAUGUUUUUGCUAGGGAAACAACUUCAAAUUCUCUGAGAAUUACACAAUGAGGGAAAAGGCCAUAAAUAUUCGGAGUGUGAGGAUGUUUUGCUCUGAAAACAGCAUUAAUAUAUUACCAGAGUGAUUACACAAAAGAUAUCAAUUCAUGAGGAGUAUAUAUAAUGUUUUGCAGAAUACAGAUAAUUCCCGGUUUGCAACCACAACUGGAAAUGGAUUUCUGGUUGUAAGUCAUAAAUCAAGGGACCCAGAUAUUAUUUUUUACUAGAGCUUUGUUGAUCAAUGAAGAGAAUUGAAGAUUUAGAGAGGAGAAAGUGGGGUGAGGGCUGGAGUGAAGAUGCAUCUGAUGGCUUAUUUAGUGAUAAAGCCAUGUUGAAUAUGCUGGCUCAGGAUGAAGAAGAAAAGAUUAUUUCUUUACUAUCUUUUGGGGAAGGUUCUUUUUCCUUUUAUCACAUUAUCUUUGUCAUAUGUGCACAUACUUACAUGCUGUACACAGUCAUACAUAAACAUUUUAUAUAGAUUUCCCUUAGAAGUAGUUCCCAUUGUCAACUUACAGUUUCUUUCCCACAGUUUUUUGCCAUUUGUCUAGUUCUAUAGUUAUCCAAAAAAAAAUUCCCCAUUCUAUCAUUGUCUCUUUUACCUGUUCAUCUUCCAUUUUAGGCUUAACCAAAAAAUGUAUAUUUUCUUUAUUAUCUUUUCAUCUACCGCUAACAUUAUUUGAUCAAAUAUUGUUUGUUCUUUAUAGAAACCAUAAGUCUUAAUAUCUUUAUAUCUCGAUGGUAUUUGCAUAUGUGGCCACCAUGGUAGGUCCACACCUUGAUUCUGUAACUCGUUGGGUUUUUAAGUUUCCCUUCCACAUUCAAGAUAUAUUUAUAUGUUAACUUUUGUUAGAGAUUUACUACAUUUGGAUGGAUAAAUGCUUCCAUUGUUGAGGGCCAUACUGGUAUUUCCCUGUAAAUGUUUCCUUCCACCUUUUCCCAUACUAGGAGCAGAGCAUUUCUUAUCUGAUGUCUUUGGAAAAUCUUUGGAGUUUUAUUUUUAUCAUACCAUAAAAAGGCGUGCCAUCCUAAUUGGAGAUCGUGGCCUUCUAAAAACAGUAACCUUCUGAAUCUAAGAGUUAUCCAGUCUCUCACCCAUGUUAAUGCAGAAGCUUGAUAAUAAAGCUCCCAAUCUGGUAACGUGAACCCCCCCAUUGUUUUUAUAUACUUGCAACAUUUUCAAUCUUAUUCUUGCUUUUUUCCCUUGCCAAACAUAUUUCAGAAUUAUUGUGUUUAGCUCAUCAAAGUAUUUCCCCCCCCCCCCCUAUUUUUAUGGGGAUUGUUUGGAAUAGAAAAAGUAGCCUCGGCAAAAUCUUCAUUUGUAUAGUUGCAAUCCUUCCUACCAUUGAUAUCUGCAAAUUUUUACAUUUUUCCAAGUCCGCUUUGAUUUGUUGGAGUGGUCGUGUAUAAUUAUCUUCUUUGAUUGUUACACAUCUUGCUGUUAAAUAUAUUCCCAAGUGGAGUUGCAUUAUAUAUAAGAAAUAAUUACCUCUCUACAGAAAUAGAGCACAACAAU
Molecule: messenger RNA, 4391 nt
Organism: Thamnophis elegans (Western terrestrial garter snake)
Lineage: Eukaryota; Metazoa; Chordata; Lepidosauria; Squamata; Natricidae
Product: zinc finger protein 91-like
Source: RefSeq, a predicted model, not a curated record